Molecule: messenger RNA, 7012 nt
Organism: Vanrija pseudolonga
Lineage: Eukaryota; Fungi; Basidiomycota; Tremellomycetes; Trichosporonales; Trichosporonaceae
Product: Dedicator of cytokinesis protein 3
Exons: 5
Coding region: 155-6883 (2242 amino acids)
Biological process (GO): small GTPase-mediated signal transduction
Cellular component (GO): cytoplasm; plasma membrane
Molecular function (GO): guanyl-nucleotide exchange factor activity; small GTPase binding
Source: RefSeq, a predicted model, not a curated record
UCUCAUCUCUUACACUCGCUCGACCUUUUUUACUCUACGCGUUUCAUGACACUAUCCACUCUCGGCAGCACGACGCCUCAAUACCCAUAAACACGACACGACACGGACACGCCAACCUCCACCACACCAAACGCCCAGACAGUUUGCCAUUGCAAUGGCCGGCCCGAGCGCCAGUUCGGGGCCUUCACGAAGGAGCGGCUCUUGGGAGCCCCUCCCCCACAUCUACUCGGGCCUGGUAGUCCACCCCUUCCACCCAGCCCAGUCGCUGCCAGCAUCUCCAACCGCCACCAUCCGGUCCACCAAGAACCGCUUCUCAUGGGCCGGCUCACGCGCAGAUGACUCGUUCUCAACAACACGCGGCAACCCACACGAGGUCACGCUCGAUGUCGGCGACGAGUUCUUUGCUUUCGAAGAGUAUCGAUCGCUCGACGACGCGGGUGACAGCUCGAUCUGGUAUCGAGGUUACAUUGUCCAGGGCGUGUCCUUGCCAAUGCUCAUGCCGUCGCCCGAUGCUCCAACAGUAUUCCCAAAAGCAGAGCCCUCGGUGCUCAUCGGCAUCUUCCCCGCGGCAGCCGUCCAUGUGCGACCGAACGCGGUCACCGAGAGUGACGUGUUGACCGCAGCCCACGAGCGUGCACGUGAACUGGCAAAGGACCGUGCUCAUGACCUCCGACGAGAGAUGGCCGCAGUCCGGGAAGAGGACGAGGACGAAAUCGACGGAAGGACCAACGGCGUCUCCAGUACUGAAAGCGACGCCGCUGGUCGAUCCAACGGCUCGUCUGGCCUCCUCAAGCGGAAUCGCAGACCAGCCUCUCUCGUCCUAGCCAAGCCAAGAGAAAAGGAGCAACCGCCACUGCCUACAUUGACUGCUGGCGACUCGACCGUGGCCGGUCAGCAGUGGCCCCUAGUGGAUGAGAUCGCAUGUGCGAUCCGAGAGUGGUAUGCCGUAAGUAGCCUUAGUGUGGGUGUCGUCGAGCUCUUUCCUGACAACACUCUACAGAGGCUGCCGACCUACCUCGCCAUGCGCGAGUACCGCCUGCUCAACAACGUCGUCCAACACAUCGAUGCAUUGUUUCUGGGCCGCCGACAGCUGCUCUCGCAAAUGUUGAGCGGUGACGAGCUGGUCCGCAUUCGCCGAGAAUGUGUCUCACGACUCGUCAAGUGCAACGUCGCCCAGGGUCUCGAGGUCAUUGUGCGCAGUCUGGAAGAUGGCAGCGUGGUCGGUGUCGACAAGGAUCGUGCCCUCACUAGCUCGGGUUGGAUGGGCGGUGUGCUGGCUUAUGUCUACCAGGUUCAACUGGCAUACAUCGACUUGGUCCCACUCGACGCGUUGUUCGGCAAGUCAACGAUUCCACGACCACUGGCCAUCAAGGCGCCCGUCACGACUGCGCUCGAAGCGGCACGCGAGGCCGAUACAGCACCGAGCGGCUAUCACCUGCUACUGGACUUCCGCGCGUUCGUCGCCAGCCCCUGCUCUCCAGGCGAAACGGCCGAGCUCUUCUUCUCCCUAUACUCCAAGGACCAGGGCAAGUUCUUGACGGAAGAGUUCUGCCUCAUCCUCAACCACAAUGGAAGCCCGGCACGCGAUGCUGAGCAUCGACUGGGCAAGUUGAGGACCCUGUUUGCCGACCUCCGCGCCGACGACGUUGCCAGCGGCACGUACCUCGUCUGUCGAAUCGUCCGCAAUGGAAGCAUGAAGAUGGCGGCCGAGUCGAGCACAGCUGGGUCGCCUGAGGGGGGCCGUUGGUCCACCAGCGGCAAACGGACCAGCACAAUGUUCAACAACGAGCCAGGAAGCAAAUGGAGGAGUUCGAUGUCCAUCUCUGACAACAGGCCAGAAGAAUCAUCCACCUCGCUUACUGGAUACGAGCCGCAGCGCACCCAGACGAUCGAUACUAUUGUCAGCCAGAGCACAACCACAAGCUCCCGCGGGUCUUUGCGCCGUCCUCUGGGAUGUGCCGUCUUCGAGCUCCCCCAGAUGUCCCGACUUACAGGUGACGGCAGCAACGACGACCACGCCAUGCCCAUCUACGUUGCCCGCGACGAAGGCACGUUUGCAACAUUGCACGCCGACAUCAUCUUGCACAACGAACGGGCCUACGACCGAUCGCCUCGUGCGGAAGCCAUGGCUUUCGGGCUGCGCCUCUUCCACGGCCCGCUUGAGACGGUCAUCAGGGAGCACCCUUCGCUUCUCUUGGAGACCCCUCAGACGGCCCGGCUAGGCUUCCCGGACGUUGUGCCUCCCGGCAUUGUUCGCAAUGACCUGUACAUCAAGCUGUGGGCGGCGUCCUUCUCAACGCUGUUCCCGGCGGCAGGCACUUUGCGUGUGAGGAAGACGGUCGCCCCUAUUGCGUCCAGCACGCAGGUAUCCCUCGAGGUCCGACGCGCGGAUGGCACACUGGUUCCAGACUCGCUGUACGCUGGCGGUUCUGGCGAGCCCCCGACUGCCCAGUACAACUCAAUCGUCUACUACCACAACGACCGACCGACAUUCGGAGAGCUGAUCAAGAUUGCGCUUCCUCAGGGGUCUGGCGACUGCCACUUGUUCCUUUCGUUCCGCCACCGGACUCGCGAGCGUGAUACUGCCAAUGGGGAGGGCGGUGAGAAGCCCUUCGCGUUUGCCUACCUGCCAUUGUUUUCCCACAACGCCUCGAUCAAGGACGGCAAGCACGAAUUGAUUCUCUACCACAUGGAGAAGUCGAGCAUGCAGCCGACGCCGAACCUCUACUUCAAGGUGCCUUCGACUGGUGAGCCCCGCCUCUCCGCAGAGUCAUCGCGAAACAUGACUGCGCUUCGGGACCGCAUCUCCCUCCGGACCUUCCUCUGCUCGACCUUGCACACACAAGACGACACACUGCGUGCCCUGUUUUCUUGGCAGAGCGCCGAUGCCGAGGCCCUGUGCCAGACGCUUCAGAUGUUCGGCUUUGUUGGUGAGGACGAAAUCGCCAAGUUCCUUCAGCCGGUUCUGGACGCCCUGUUCGCCAUUCUGGUCGGCCAUCUCGGUGACCGACGAGAGGAGGUGGACGACCUUGUAUUCAAGGGCCUGAUCAAGGUUCUGUCCAUGGCCUUCGAUCGCCGAUUCCCCUCAUUCACCUCGACCCUGGCCUCGUACACCUCUAAGCACUUUGGCUUCGCCUCUUCAGCACCCCACCUACUGCGCGCCAUGAAGGCGGUGAUGGGACGUCCUGCGACGCAGGAGUACCGCUCGCUUCUCAAGGUCUGGCACAACGUCUUCCGCUUCGUCAUUCGGUCACGCGAACUUGACCGCUCGCGCGGAUCGUCUCUUGGCCCGUCGUCAGCGCAGAUCGAGGCCGACUUCAAACGCCAGACCCGAGAAAUUCUGGAGGAGAUCAACAACAUUAUGAUCUCCAGCGACAGGGCAUUGAUUGGUUCGCAGACCUUGGCUGUGCAGCACUAUGCCGACAUCCUUCCCGAUCUUGCCCAGGUGUUCCCGCCAGAAGAGAUUGCCGAGAUGGUGAUCGUAUUCACCGACACUCUGACAACCGCGCAGGGCAACCUUGCGAUCUACAAGCUGCUUCUCAUUCUGCAGAUCGUCAAGACCCUCCUCGACUUCUCCGAGACUCGUGCAGAGCUCAUUCCGGCCAUCAUUCGCUGGAUCAAGCCCCACGUGGGUCGCUACGAGGAGGACCUCUACUCGGCCCGCAACGAGACGCAGGCCACCAAGGACAGUCGCCAGAUCCGUUGGCUUGAGUGCAACCGCCUUGCCAUCUCGAUCAUGGCAUGGACUGUCAACAAGCUACAGGAGUUGUUAGACUCGCCGAUCAUCAAGUCUGACCCGAUGCUCUUGUCACAAGAAGAGGACAACAUCGAGUACUGCCUGUCCAUCCUGCCGCUCCUAUUCGACUCGUACCUUGAGCUCAACUCGGACUCUACUCUCUCGCUGCUGGAACGCCACCGCUCAUCACUGACUGUUUGGAAGUCUACUCCCGACGUGUUCCCCAACUCUCACCCCUUCGCCCUGGUGUCGGACCUCCCGCCACCAUCACUCCUGGACCAAGAGGAGGGCUUACCACCGGCCGGCAUCUUCAAGUGCGCUCUGGCUGAAACCUCGGUCGUCAUCUUCACGCUGGUGAUCGCUUCACCGCGGAUCAACAUUGUCCGAUGGUUGGACGAGCUCCUUGACAUGAGCGAUGUCGACCAGGUGACUGCCAUCCUCAAGCGUUCGUUCAGCGUCUUCGACUCGGUCAUCAACUUUGAGGCUUUCCCCCGCCAGUGGCUCACGCUCUCUGGCCUCGCAUUCACCGCCGUUGUCCGAUGGGUCGAUCCUGUUUUGGAGCACCUUACACGCGAAGAGUACGUGCCGCCCAUCGAGGACAUGGAGCGGUUCGAUGUCGACCUGUGGACGCGUUUGAUCGGCCUUCUCUGCGACAUGUGCGGCAGUGAGGAACUGUCUCUCGAGGACCAGGGCCUGCAGCGUCGCCGUGCCGGUUGGAUCAUUGCCGGAGACCUGAGGGACGACGGCGCAACCCUGCUACAGAGGUUGUGGAACACAAUGGGCUGGCAGUCGCUCGGCCCCAAGGGAUCGCCACGCUACGGAGGAUACCAGACUCGUUUCACGGGCCUUGCGGAACGUAUCUUGACCCUGUGCCUGACUUCGCACGACCGUUUGUGCGAGGUGGCGGUCGAGAUUCUGUUCUCGAUGAUCUACGCCGAGUACGUACUCGACGGCAAGUUCCAUGCCAUCCAGACGGAGAUUUUCCAGAAACUCGAGUUACUUUUCACCCAGAAGUCGAUCUCGGCGAGCGAGUCAGGCACACGAGCCUACUUCGUUACUCGGCUUCGUAACGUCUUCGAGGCCACCCCUGAAAUCGAUUCCAACUUCCGUGAUCACGUCGCUCCGUUCCUGGAUCAGGUCGAGCUGUUCAUCGACCUGCUCAUGGCCGUACGGGACCUCCCCGAGACCCCGCAAUGGAAGGAGGAGCGCGUGGCUGCCACUGUCCGUCUGAUGGAAUUCUUCUCCCGGGUGGGCCGCGACGAUCUCUACAUCCGCUUCGUCCACCAUCUCGUCUCCAUCAAUGCGGAGGCAGGCGAUUGGCUUGGCGCAGGUCUCGCACUCAAACUGCACGCCGACCUUCACGAGUGGAAGAUGGAUGGUGAACUGGUCGACGAGUUCAACCACGGUGGCUUGCAGUUGCCCGCUCAGACUCAGUUUGAACGCAAGGAGGCACUGCUUUACCACGUCCUCGAGUACCUUGCCGAAGCCGAGGCGUACGAGCAUUCUGCAGAAAUUUGCAAGGAACUAGUGGCCCAACACCGUCAAGUCACCUUCAAUAUUGAGCGCAUUUCAGAGCUUCUCAACCACGAAGCCAAGCUUUGGGAGAGUAUGGGCGCGUCAACCCGUCCCAAGCCGGAGUACUUCCGGGUGGCUUACUUUGGCAACUUUACGACCAUCAACCUUGACAAGGAGUUUAUUGUUCGCGGUGCGCCAUGGCAGCGAUACGUCGACUUUUGCGAAGCUCUGCAGGUCAAGCACCCCGACGCUCAGGUCUACAAGUCAAAGAUUCCUCCUUCCGACACGGUGCGCUACGGCACCGACCCGGUGGUAUGGGUCACCAGCGUCACGCCAGUGCCGGACCUCACCAAACCCGUCUUCCGUGAUGGAGUGGAGCCUGCUGUUCAGACCUACUACAAGACGAGCUCCGUCAACCAGUUUGAGACGAUGCGGCCGUACAUUGUCGAUCCCGAGGAGCGCGAGCCGAUCCUUCAGUGGCUGGAGAAGACAACGCUUACAACGUCGAAUGAGCUGCCGGCUCUGCAGAGCCGUGCCGAGGUCGUUCACAUUCACCACCACCACAUCUCGCCAGUCGACACUGCCAUUCUGGCUGUGCGCAAGGCUGACCGCGACCUCAGCAAGCUGACAGACGCGGAGAACGUGGACGUCAAGAUGCUCGGCACUGCCUUGAACGGUGCUGUCGACUCUCGUGUCAACGGCGGUGUUCCGCUCUACAAGAAGCACUUCCUGGACCCGGCAUACGUUGAGCGCCACCUGACCGAGAAGCAGAAUGUGGCCACACUCCGUGAAGCCGUGCUCGACUAUGUCCGCACUAUUCAGAAGGGUCUCUCCGCGCACCAGCGCGUCAACAAGGAUAUUGCGUUCCACGAGGCUCUCCGAACGCUGUACAACAAGGCCUACGCCGACGAGAUUCUCAGACUCCCUCGCCUGUCUGACGCGAGCAGUACACCUCCUCGUCUGUCUACCAGCGUCGCCACGCACGAGUCCAAGCCCGAGUCUUCUCGCCCCACCUCGGCGCUGUCGACCGAGCCGCAUUCGAAGAGGACUUCGCGAAGCAGUUACGUCCUCCCGACGCUCCGUGUUGGCCCACGAAACUCGGCACUCCCAGACGUUCGCCAGAGCGUGAUCAGUCAGGUCCCGUCCAGCUCCGCGGGCGGUCAGGGUGAUACCCCGAAAGCUGGUGGCAUCCUGCUCAGCCCACGAGCGUCCAUCUCGGGGUCAGCAAUCUCUCGCAACUUGUCCGUGAGAGCCAACGGUAACGGCCACAAUGCGCGCAAGUCUGUGGCGUCCGUUGCGCCAUCGGUAACCCCGUCUACCGCGGCCACCGACGACGGCUCACCCGGGACUGCGAAGGCGGAGAAGUUUGCCCAGUCGUUGAGCGUUGCCAGCGGCAUGGGUCGCCCGAGUGAGUCGGGCACACGACCAGAGGUCCCCAACUCGGCUACGUCGAGUGUCGCCGCCGUUCCUGCUGCCGUGCGAGUGAGCACGAGCACACGGGAGAGCGUCAGCUCGGGCGCGAGCGGUGGAGUCAAUUCUGUGGACAGCAGAGCGUCGAAAGACAACGACGGCGCGAGUGUGGCGAGCAAGCGCGACACGUUGAGGCGGUUUGGCAGUCUUCUGCGACGAUAGGAACGAACGGGCGACGAUCUUUGGGUAUUCAAUGAAGCAUUUGCUUGGGCGAGGCGUGGUGGAUGGAGCGAAGGGUUGGGUCUAUCUUGCUGCUGCCGCCAGUGGUCUACUUGGAGGUCUGCUUGUACC